GGAGACACUUUUGUGCGUGUGUCUGUGCAGGAGUUCAGAGAAGUAAAUCACCAGCAAGUUGCAGCAGGUGAUGAAGGUUAAGGAAGUUUUCAGAAAACCACUUAAGACUGCAAAUGUCACUAAAGCCGCAAAGUCAUGUGGGCUGUAAAGUGAGGUAAAAGAUGAGAAGAAAUGUUUGAAUAAAAGGCCACUUGCUGUAAUUGUCCGCCUGGAGCCAGCAGUCUGCCACAAUUUAAGGACACACAUCUUUGGCCGCCCUCCCCCAACUCCCCACCCUCUGUCCUCCUGUCCGAACGUGCAGGAAGCAUCAGCAUGACAAAGCACUGGCCAGGGCACAGCCCGAUGGCACCGCCCGCUCGCAGCCACCUCGGAGACCACCACCUUGACUUGAGUUGUCCGCCCGGCCACGUAGCCCGGAGCUCCACCGUCCUGCCCUGGAGCCACCAGCACCAUCCGGCUCAGAUGGUCCCCCGGCACCCGCCACCGAGCUUCUCCAAGCCCGCAGCAUUCCCGCCGCAGGAGCACACCAGCGGUGCAUUCAUGGAUGAUCAUGUCGGAGCAUCAGAGCCGUCGUACGGGAACGCUCGCGAUGCCAACCCCAAACAAGAAGCUGACCCCCGGGAGACGUGGAGCGGCGAGCGCUCGAAGACCGGCGCAAGAGGCCCGAAGAAGAAGAACUAUCAGCGGUACCCCAAACCGCCGUACUCGUAUCUCGCGAUGAUUGCCAUGGUGAUCCAACGCUCUCCAGAGAAGAAGUUGACUUUAUCUGAGAUUCUGAAGGAGAUUAGCACCCUCUUUCCAUUCUUUAAGGGGAACUACAAAGGCUGGAGGGAUUCUGUGCGACACAAUCUUUCUUCGUAUGACUGUUUUGUUAAGGUGUUAAAAGAUCCCAACAAACCUCAGGGCAAAGGUAACUUCUGGGCUGUGGAACUGAGCUGCGUUCCUAUGGAACUCUUAAAGAGGCAGAACACGGCUGUGUCUCGCCAGGACGAGACCAUCUUUGCUCAGGAUCUGGCUCCUUACAUCCUGCAGGGCCACAAGCCGGAAUCCCAGCCAGCGCCCCCCACCGACCCAGUGACAACAUUCCCUCCCACGAACCUCUCCCCACCCCAAGAGGACUUGUUCCGACCCAAGCUAGACUCAUCCUUCGCUAUUGACUCUUUGCUCCACAGCCUUCGCCCCAACAGCGGCUCAGGGGAUGUGGACAUGUGCUGUUGGGGUGAGACGGCACAACCCCAGCUGUCGUCCCCUCCGCGUCCCCGCUAUGCCUCUUCUGCCCGCAGUGCUUCUGCCAGCUCGGCUAGCCCAGCCUCAACGUCCUCAUCUUCCUCUGAGGAAGACUGGAAGGGGGGGUCCCUACAUGGGAAGCGUAUCUUUCCUGAUGGUCAAGCCGUAUCAGACGGUUAUGAGGAAUAUAAACCCCCACUACAUAAGUCAGCGCGGCGGGAUGCUCAUGCACCACCUUGGGAGUUGCCCACCUCCUACGCCAAAUAUGCCCCACCCAAUGCAGUCGCCCCACCAAGCAUGCGGUUCAGCAGUGGGCCUCUCAUGCCCCUACAUGGAGGACUUCCUCUUUAUGGCUACGGGAGCUCUCAUGUGGCGCCGGGUCACUUUCUCAGCCAUAGUUACUGGCCCAUCCUUCCUACCGGACGGGUUCCUGUCCAACCCCCACCGCUCAUCAUGGACCUGGACAACAUGCUGCAGUCUGUGCCACCCAAUAAGAGUGUUUUCGACGCACUAAUGCCACCCAAUCAAAACUCACAUUACCAGCCACCCAGUCAGUACACCUUGCAGAAUGGGUCAUCCUUAAACCUGUACCCCCAGUACUGACUCCAGAGUUAGUGUCUUUUAUGAACUGUCACUUUAUUGCAUGCAAACGAUAAUGACAUUUCAGCCACUGAGGGCCAACUCUUAAACAUGGACUUGCAGCUCCUUAAAACUGUGCAAAAGGUGCAAAAGUAAACAACCUUUAACUGUACAACCAAACAUAUCUACCUCAAUCUUACACGGAAAAUUUGCAUUUUCUCACACAAAGCUUUCUCUUUGCACCUUACUUGCAUGUUUUUUUUUUUUAAAAAUUGGUAAGAUUAUCUUUAUUGGACAGCGGUAUGUUUUGUACAAACUUUUAUGGUUGAGUGGAAAGGAUAAGGCAGUAAAUGGUGCAUAAAAUGAAAACCAGUGGUGCUACAAACUCAUUUAAUACACAACUUUUCUCCUGUUUUAAUGGUGCAUCGAAGGCACAGAAGGCCAGAAUACAUUAGACAGAACUUUUACAUGCAAAGAUAAUUUAUGGAUUAUAGAAGUUGUAAUGUUCAUUUAAAUAUUGCUCAGGGUUUUUAUUUUUAUUUUUUUUUUUUUUUAAAGGAGAUGUCAGACCAGUACCUCAUAUUUGUGUUAUUGACAACGUGGAGUUUGCCCUGUGGGGUUUAUUUGCACUCUUUUGAAGUUGGGAUUGUCUACCAAAAGAAACUUUGUCUACCUGUAUCGACAGCUAAAUAUUUUUGUUUUUAAAAAUAGAUGGUCACCCUUCAGCCUCAAUUUUGUCUCUGGGGCUGAACUGUAUCAAGAAUGUCAUGGUGCUGAACAGGGUCUAUAAUAAAAUGCUGUUUUAGUCAGAUUGUCAUUUUAGUGUUAGAAAAGGUAAACCUUUUCCCUCCCCAUAUUAAUUAAAAAUCUGACAUUUGUUAAUGUAUUCUAUGAAUUAGAACUUUUUUGAGUAAAAGAUGAAAAAAUAUAUAUUAAUAGAUUGUUGUGAGAUUUCAUCCUCAAGGCUUUAAAGCUAUGGAAAAUUUGAAUGUUCUGGUUGCUUGCAAAAUUAUUUUGUCUUUUUACCAUGCAGAGUUUUUUUUUUUCUAUUAUUACCAUAGUUUGUUCUGAUUAAACUGAAAAUGUGUCUGCAUUUUACAGAACAGUCUUGUAAUUUUUACUUUGUCCAAAAUUAGGCAUGUUUGGUGUCAAUGAGACCACAGCUCUUUCGAGCUUUGAACUGAUAAACCAAAAGGAGAUAAUUGUGGGUAGGCUCAAAGGGGGGCACAUCUCCAGUCUUCAUCGUGCCACAGAUGGUGUUUCAGUACAGGAAUUGUGAUCCAUAAACAAGGAAACUAUAUCUUUGAUCAACUGUCCACGGGCUCCGGAUUGGAAUUUGGAGCUCAUGCAAAGAACCCAUCUGAUUUACAUCCAAAAUCCAGGAGCCGUCAACCUCCUGCUGCUUCCUCCGCAGUGGUCGCUAUCUCUUUAUCAGCAGCCUACGCAUGCCUGCACUCCCUCACCAUGCGUCCCUCUGCAUCAUUCCUCACCCAAAAAAGGGAGGAGGUGGGGGGGGGGGGCGGAACAACAACACCACCCCCACCUACUCCAUCCAAGACAAUGCUGGGCUACACCUCAGCAAUCACACACACUUUUAGAUGGAUGACCUUUCCCCAUUGUACUUGGUUACAAGAGUAACCACAAUAUUCAGUUUUUUCAAACCCCAGUUAGGGGGAAUAAAGUGUUUAAUAAUUUUGGACUGUCCUAUUUUUCCCCAAAAAUAUUCUCUAAUACACAAACAGAAUAAAUGAAAAUUUUAUUCAACAUGGGUCAUGGACCAGGCGGCCCAGUGGAGCAGCUGCAUUGACCUCACAGUUCUGAGGACCGGGGUUCAAAUCCUGGCCCUGCCUGUGCAGAAUUUGCAUGUUCUCCCAGUGCCUGCAUGGGUUUUCUCUGGGCACUCCGGUUUCCUCCCACAUCCCAAAAGUAUACAUAAAUUGGAGACUCUAAAUUGCUUCCUCCCCGAUGACAGUUGGGAUUGCCUCCAGCACUCCUCCAACCCUCGUGAGGAUAAGCUGCUCAGAAAUAAAAGGGUCAUGGGCUGUAAUACAUCUAGAAGUGGAUGCCAAUAAACGAAUAGUUGCAGGAGUCGUCCCCCCCACCACAAUAGUUAAUACACAAAUGACUCAUUACUUGAAAAUGAAAAAAGGUAUAAAUGGUGGAAGGUUUGCUGGUGACCCUAAAUAAGUUUUUAACGCCCUUCUGGAAGUUAAUCCUGUAUAUAAUUAAUGUAUUUCAGCAAUGUGCAUACAAUGUUCCCUCCCUUUAUUAUAGUUCACCUGUAGAGUCCUUUGUGUAUUUAAAAAAAAAAUACUAGCCUAAAACAUUAAAACUAAAAAAAAAAUGUAAAAAAAUCUACAGUGUAUGCAUACAUUAUUUUCUAAGAGCUUAAAAAGUGUUUAAGUGUAUACAAAGUGUCUAAGCGUAUGGUUUAGGGUAACAGGAGGUUCAUACGCCUUUCAAACAAUGUAAAUAAUUUGAUAAAAACGUGGUCGUC
Molecule: messenger RNA, 4303 nt
Organism: Syngnathoides biaculeatus (alligator pipefish)
Lineage: Eukaryota; Metazoa; Chordata; Actinopteri; Syngnathiformes; Syngnathidae
Gene: foxh1
Product: forkhead box H1
Exons: 5
Coding region: 313-1830 (505 amino acids)
Biological process (GO): regulation of DNA-templated transcription
Molecular function (GO): sequence-specific DNA binding; DNA-binding transcription factor activity
Source: RefSeq, a predicted model, not a curated record